AUGAAUUAAAGAAAAUAUGAAAAGCAAAGCAGAAAAUCAUCUCAAAAUAAAAACUAAGAUUUAGAAUAAAACCCCAAAAGGAGAUGGUCUAAGUAAGAUACUCCAAGGAACUAUGAUAAUAUCAAUAAAUUAUAAUAUAGUUUUGACUAUUCCACGAUAAAUAACAAAUAUUUAUAGUAAAUAAGGAACAAUACUAAAAUUAAAUAACUUAUUGCUAAAUAGAAAUUGGAAUAGCAGAAUUCCCAUCUUUUUAAAAUUCAACAAGAAUUCAUACCAAAACCAAAGUGGCAAAAUUAUUAAGAUAGUUUAUAAUCAAUGAUAAAUCAAUAAAAAUAUUUUGCUUAUCUUGACUAUUAAGCAUCCUGA
Molecule: messenger RNA, 366 nt
Organism: Paramecium primaurelia
Lineage: Eukaryota; Ciliophora; Oligohymenophorea; Peniculida; Parameciidae
Source: the annotation of a GenBank genome assembly